Anarrhichthys ocellatus (wolf-eel) is the source of this 3015-nucleotide messenger RNA. It is a transcript of the gene stom, whose product is annotated as stomatin. The transcript is spliced from 8 exons. Bases 129 to 1010 code for a protein of 293 amino acids. Gene Ontology annotation, cellular component: plasma membrane. The record is from RefSeq and is a predicted model, not a curated record. Lineage: Eukaryota; Metazoa; Chordata; Actinopteri; Perciformes; Anarhichadidae.
GGAAAAAAACCCACACAAGAGGGCACCAACCCCCCUCAGCAGCAGCUCACAGGGACACGGCCACUCCGUGUAAACACAGGGCUGCAACCGCUCGCCUGCACCGUUACAUAUUAUAUCUGUCGUAUGUUAUGGAUACCGACAACGAAGAAGUUGCAAUGAAAGACUCCAGAAGACGAGAACGUCAAUCGGGUCACAUCACUUUACAUGACGUUCAAGCUUUGGAGAAUUCAGACUAUGACAUCGGCUUGUGUGGCUGGCUGUUGGUGGCGCUCUCCAUUCUCCUCAUGCUGGUCACUCUGCCCAUCUCCGUAUGGAUGUGCCUUAAGAUUGUGAAGGAGUACGAGCGAGCCAUUAUCUUUCGCCUGGGGCGCAUUUUGCGAGGAGGAGCCAAAGGUCCAGGGCUGUUCUUCAUCUUGCCGUGCACUGACAGCUUCAUCAAUGUGGACAUGCGCACCAUCACCUUCGACAUCCCCCCCCAGGAGGUUCUGACCAAAGACUCUGUGACGGUGAGUGUGGACGGCGUGGUGUACUACCGGGUCCAGAAUGCCACUCUGGCUGUGGCUAACAUCACUAAUGCGGAUGCCGCUACCCGGCUGUUGGCCCAGACCACCCUGAGGAACGUCCUGGGCACUAAGAACCUGGCGGAGAUCCUGUCCGACCGGGAAGAAAUCGCACACAGCAUGCAGUCCACUCUGGAUGACGCCACAGACGACUGGGGGAUCAAGGUGGAGCGGGUGGAGAUCAAAGACGUCAAGCUGCCCCUCCAGCUCCAGAGAGCCAUGGCGGCUGAGGCUGAGGCCAGCCGUGAGGCCAGAGCCAAGGUGAUCGCAGCGGAGGGAGAGAUGAACGCGUCGCGGGCACUGAAGGAGGCCUCCCUGGUGAUUGCAGAGUCUCCGUCAGCCCUGCAGCUGCGCUACCUUCAGACCCUCAGCACCAUCGCCGCCGAGAAGAACUCCACCAUCAUCUUCCCGCUGCCCCUGGAGAUGAUGCAGGGCUUCAUGAAACGCUGAGGAGGGAGUCUCGAAACACUACUGUUCACAUUAGCGAUGUCAGUUUCGGUUCAUUUUGCUUUCGAUAGGCCGAGUAACUAACCGGUUCAUUUUUAAGAAAAACAAACCCGACAUGAAUUACUAAAGGUGCUGUCCUUUUACUCCGACGCUCUGUUGACUCAAAGAGCUUUGUCGCCGCAUUUCAAAGCGCUACAUCCGAUUUUAAUGUUUUGUAUUGUAAAUGCCUUUUAUUCCAUCUGCUGUUGGCUUUGCAGACGUUUAUUAUUAUUCAGGACACAGAUGCUCCGAUUGAUCAUUAUCAGCUGAUAUUCAUUCUAUACAGUUUGAUCGGUGGCCUCUAUAAAAGCUAACCGUUCACAUGCACACACACAACAUGCAUCACUUACACACACAUAUUUAGGCCUCUGUGUCUAUUAAUUAAGCAUGUCUCUUUGAACCAGCAGUGCUAAGAUGAAGUUGUGUUUGUGGUUCCUGAUGCACCAAGACCGUUUGGCAAAUAACAACCAAAUGUUAGUUGCCACAACAGCUCACCCUUCAAAGACCACAGCUGACAGCCGGGCGGCGUGAGAGGAAGUAACUCUACACCAGGAGGGAGCAGCAGUCUGCCCAUUGAAAGGUUUUGUUUUUUUACUGAAUUUUAGGAUAAAACUCAUUCUAACCUCGGCACCAAACACGGGCAUGCUGGCAUGAAGAUCUGCUGUUGCUCUUCUAGAGGCACCGGAUGGAUCCACGCAAAAGCUGCAGUGGCGUAAUCCAGGUGGAUUGCCUUUUGUUUGCUGUAUCACAAUACUAACCUACAGGAGAGGUUGACACUUAUCUUAAAGCUCAGAGAGUAGGGUUUGGACAAAGUGACAUGCAAAUAAUAACACAGAAACACACACACACACACACACACACACACUACACUUUUUCUCCAGUUGCCAAUACUUUUGUAGCAGAUUACAUAAAAUUUGGCAGUCAGGCUGGAUAUUACAUAUGUUUACAGUAUGCUUUCUAUUCAUACGUAGUAUACAAUAUAUUUAGAAGGGUGGACGAAAUGUUAGGAACGCAUCAGAUAACCGUAGAGUUGUCUAUGGCUAAAGUGAACACGUAUCAGCUGUACAGGUGGUACUGUGUGUUUUGUAGGUUCCUAUUAUUUCGUCCACCAGACGGUUUCACUGCUUAGGAGAAGCCGUUCUCCAACCGUUCUGCCUAAAGCCUUAACUUACUGCCAUCGAUUCAUUUUACAGCCUAAUAUCACGUUUCUAUGCACUACGAAAUUAACAGUAAGCUACAGUAUUUUAUCACACGAGCUCUUUCUAGGUGCAAACAAGCCAAAUAGUUCAACCUCUUUGUAUUCAUCUCAUUUAAAACUGACAUGUAGUUGUUCCAUUUGUCCUCCUUUUGACAUAGAAAGGACAAAGUGUAAAUGUACGUUUAGAGUAUUUUAGUGUCUGUGUGACUCAGUAGUGUUAAUAUGUACGUGUAUCUAUACAGAAUAAGUAGAACUGCAGUCAUGAGAAGUUUGCUAUAGUUUUGCUGUGACUAGACCGGGUUUCAGGUUUAAAGUAGGCGCUGUAGAUUUAUUCUUUUUUGUAAAAUACAAAGGCUGUUACAUCAUUAUCAUCAUUAUCAACUCCUGUUUAUUUGAGAAGCCACCACAGAGCGAGAGAGUAGUAUUAUUGCGACAGCUUGAUAGCAGAGAAUCUGGAGUAAAGAUGGUGACAUACAUACGACCACAUCGUGCUGCUGAUCACCGAGCAGCCACUCGGUAGUGUUGCAUCAUUCUCGUGUCUUUUAGCUCUUAUGAUUUGGCUUUCACUUUCAGAAGAAACCCUGCUCAUUGUAGUAUGUUAUGUUAAUGUUCAACACAUCACUUAUUUUUUUAAGUUUUAUUCAGAAUUUAUGGUUGUGUUUCUGUAGCUAACACUAUUUAUUUUGUACAGUUUGCUAAUGUUUGAUAUAGUUUUACCCUGACACAAUACGAAUAUACAAAGACUUUAAAUAAAGACACGAUCAAAAAACA